Pyrus x bretschneideri (Chinese white pear) is the source of this 3667-nucleotide messenger RNA. RefSeq names its product putative disease resistance protein At1g50180. NCBI's taxonomy places the organism in Eukaryota, Viridiplantae, Streptophyta, Magnoliopsida, Rosales, Rosaceae. The coding region runs from base 670 to 3423 and encodes 917 amino acids. Gene Ontology annotation, molecular function: ADP binding. The transcript has 3 exons. Gene Ontology annotation, biological process: defense response to other organism. The record is from RefSeq and is a predicted model, not a curated record.
ACCAAUCUUAGAAAAUAAAAAAACUGGGAUAGAAUAAGCUUCACAUUUAACCAUCUCCAGUCGCGGACUCUGGAGAAUAAGUUAUACCAUGGAACAUAGUAUACAUUAAGUUGUCUUGAGAUAUACAAGCUACGAAUAAAGGGAAAAUUGAGAGCUACCAGAAGGGAUCCUGUGCUUUCCAAACCUUACCAAGCUAACACUGUCCGGAAUACUAGAGAAGCUGCCAAGCUUAAGAAUACUUUUCCUUAAUAAUCACGUUACUGCCACGGCUUUUCCAGGACCACACUUUUUCUCCAGUGGAGGCUUUCCUCAUCUUGAGCAUCUUUCCCUUGGUUGUUUCCUUGCGUUAAUGGAGUGGAGGGUGGAAAAAGGAGCCUUGCCCUAAUCAAAAUGUAAAUUAUACCCUUAUGCAUAUGCACUCUUUCAAAUGUAAAAUAUUCCUUUUAUGCAUAUGGACUCUUCCAAAUGUAAAUCAUUCCUUUAUGCAUAUGCACUCUUCCAAAUGUUUAAGCCAACUGAUUCGCUAAACAAUUGAAUAAAUUGCAUGUGAAGGAGGAGAAAAAACAGAAAAGACUUCUCCAGUUAACCACUUUAAUCAAUCAGAAAAACAGAAGUCGAAAAAGAAAGCUUGUUUAAUUUUUUUCUUUCUUUUUGGUGGAAAUCAGAAAUAUGGCUGAGGCGGUAGUUUCAAUGGUAACUGAAGGGCUCAAAGGCGGUCUCGUUGAGGAGGUGAAGUUCUUGAGCGGAGUUGGCGAUCAAAUUAAGGAUGCACAAAUUGAGCUACUUUUGAUGCAGGGCUUCCUGAAAGAUGCAGAUGCAAAACAAGAAGACAAUGAAGUAGUACGCAUUUGGGUUCAAAUUAUAAGAGAUGUUGCUUAUGAUUUGGAGGAUGUCAUUGAAUCUUUUGCUUUGAAAGUGGCUCUCAGAAGGGGAGGAAGCGUGAAGCUUGUUCUGAAAAGGUUUGCUUGCAUUUGUAACGAAGUCUAUAAUCGUCACAAGUUCGGUUCAGAAAUUAAGAGCAUUACGACCAAACUUUCCAAAUUGAAGUCGAGUUUGCAAGGUUAUAACAUCAAGCAAAUAACGGGCACACAAUAUGGAGGUGCCACUUCUUUUGAGAGGCAAAAGGUUCAAAGGGAAACGUAUCCUCAUGUUAUUGAACGUGAUGUUGUCGGGUUAGAGAAGGACAUGGAGGAACUAGUCACGCAAUUGGUGAAAAAAGAAAAAUGCCCCCAAGUUGUAUCUAUUUGGGGGAUGGGCGGUUCAGGAAAGACCACUCUUGCAAAACAAGUUUAUGGUCACAAUGAAGAUGUUAAGCGUCACUUCGAUUGUUUUGCUUGGGUAUGUGUGUCACAACAAUUUCAAGAAAAAGAGGUUUUGGAAGAUAUUUUGAACCAGCUUACUCGCGACAUCAAAGAUAAAACUAAAGAAAUGAACAAGAAUCAAAUAGUAGAGAAGCUUUGUAGCAUCCAACAAGAAAAGAAAUGUUUGGUGGUUCUUGAUGACGUUUGGACUCGUAAGGCGUGGAACUCUUUAAAACCUGGAUUUCCAAGAGGUGCGGAAACAAAGAGUCGUAUAUUGCUCACCACUCGGAAGAAGGACGUUGCUGAAAUUGCUGGAGAAAAUGGUGUUGUUCAUGCAUCUCAUCCGCUAGAUGGUAUCGAAAGCUGGGAAUUGUUUAAGAAGAUAGCAAUCUCUGGGAGAGAUCAAACAAACUCUCAAAUUGAUGCUGAGAAGGAAGAACUAGGAAAGAAGAUGCUUGAACAUUGUGCAGGUCUACCAUUAGCCAUUACUGUGCUUGCGGGACUUCUAGCUAGAAAAGUCACAGUUGAGUGGAAAACAGUAUCCAAGAACGUCGAUGUGUAUAUACGGAGAGGAACUAAUCUUGACCAAGAAUACAAAGGCGAUCAAGAACGUGCAGGUGCAUCAUGGGUGUUGGCAUUGAGUUAUGACGACUUACCAUAUCGUCUAAAACUAUGUUUUCUAUAUUUAGGCCACUUUCCGGAGGAUUAUGAGAUACCGGUCAAAAGAUUGGCUCAGUUAUGGAUAGCAGAAGGUUUUAUAUCUUCGGGCUCCCAACGACAUGGUUCAGUGGAAGUAUUGGAAGAUGUAGCAUAUGCUUGCUUAAUUGAGUUGGUGGAAAGAUGUAUGGUUCAAGUUGGAACAUUUGGUUCAACUAAGAAGAUCAAAACAUGUCAUCUUCAUGAUCUUAUGCGAGACUUGUGCUUGGUAAAGGCAGAAGAGGAGAACUUUCUUCACGUUGUAAAUUUUACCAAGGCAGCGACAAUUCCUCAAGUUCGAAGACUUGGUGUAUAUGUGGAGGAAAAAUGUGUUGAUAGAUUUGCUCCCACAAGAAAUGACCACCUUAGGUCUUUGUUAUUCUUUGUCGACCCAGAAUAUGGAUUCUCCAACUGGAAGAAAAAAUUCUUGCGGUCAGUAGUAUGCAACUUCAAAUUGCUCAGGGUUCUAAAGUUUGAAGGCAUACGGAGAGAAAAAGUAGAGUUGCCGAGUAAUAUUGGGAAUCUAGUCCACUUGAGGUUUUUAAGUCUAAAGGGAAGUGAUGUAAGACGGUUGCCAUCAUCUUUAGGUAAUUUGGUAUGUUUGCAAACUCUAGACUUACGUGUGUUUGCUUUACCGGGGAAAAUAAAAGUACCAAAUGUGAUUUGGAAGAUGAAAGAAUUGAGGCAUUUAUAUUUACCCUGGUGGGGGUACGGAGGGAAGUUGAAGUUGGUUACUCUUGGGAAUUUGCAGAGUUUAGUCAAUGUUGCAGGUGCUGAUUGUGAUUUGACUCAUCUUGCUGAAUUGACCAAUCUCAGAAAACUGUUCAUAACAGGUUAUGAGGUGAAAAAUAUGGAGGAAAUGUUGAAAUCUACUAGCAUCACAUUUAACCAUCUUCGAUCUCUAUAUCUGGAUAGAGUAGAAGUUAUACCAAUGAAUAUGGUAUUGAGUUGUCCUCAUAUAUACAAACUUGAAUUGAGGGGAAGAAUAAGAGAACAAUCAUUGGAAGGUCUCCAGGGUUAUGAGAACCUCACUAAGAUGGCGCUGGGGUAUACUGGUCUACAGUUGGAGAGUCUCAAAAUACUUGAGAAGAUCCCAAACUUAAGAAUGCUUUGGCUUGUUCGUAGUUUUGAUGAGAAUGUUACAGAAGUAGUUGUCUCAGAAGAAGGUUAUCCUAAUCUUGAAUUUCUUGAAGUUUCUGGUUUGAUGGGAUUAAAGAGUUGGAGGAUAGAGAAAGGAGGCAUGCCUAGACUCCGCAGAUUGUCUAUUUCCCACUGCGGAUUGAGGGCAGUUCCUGAGGGGCUUGAGAAUGUUACUACCCUCAAGGAAUUAAAAUUGUCGAUGCCUAAGAGAUUCUGUAGUAGGGUUGGGGAAGGAGGAGAGGAUUUCUACAAAAUUCAACAUGUGCCUUCUCUUCUCAUUACUUAACUGAAGAAAGUGGUGGGGAGUGGGAGUGUGGCAAAGGUGGCGAAUGCAGCUGGGAGGGCAGUUAGCGUAUCCAUGUGUUAUAUCGUAUGUACAGGUAUAUGAUUUGCUUAAUUUCACUUUUUAUUUAUUUAAUUUUUUUUUAUAUACUUGGAACUCGGAAGCUGUAAACCUUGAUCAUCUGUAACAUAUGCAUAAACAGUUGUCGAUAGUCGAUGCGUUGCUAAUAACAUCGAAGUUUCGAAGA